Messenger RNA from Dicrocoelium dendriticum, 5250 nucleotides. Lineage: Eukaryota; Metazoa; Platyhelminthes; Trematoda; Plagiorchiida; Dicrocoeliidae. The record is from the annotation of a GenBank genome assembly.
AUGGGGGGGGGGGGGGGGGGGGGGGGGGGGGGGGGGGGGGGGGGGGGGGGGGGGGGGGGGGGGGGGGGGGGGGGGGGGGGGGGGGGGGGGGGGGGGGGGGGGGGGGGGGGGGGGGGGGGGGGGGGGGGGGGGUGGGGGGGGGGGGGGGGGGGGGGGGGGGGGGGGGGGGGGGGGGGGGGGGGGGGGGGGGGGGGGGGGGGGGGGGGGGGGGGGGGGGGGGGGGGGGGGGGGGGGGGGGGGGGGGGGGGGGGGGGGGGGGGGGGGGGGGGGGGGGGGGGGGGGGGGGGGGGGGGGGGGGGGGGGGGGGGGGGGGGGGGGGGGGGGGGGGGGGGGGGGGGGGGGGGGGGGGGGGGGGGGGGGGGGGGGGGGGGGGGGGGGGGGGGGGGGGGGGGGGGGGGGGGGGGGGGGGGGGGGGGGGGGGGGGGGGGGGGGGGGGGUGGGGGGGGGGGGGGGGGGGGGGGGGGGGGGGGGGGGGGGGGGGGGGGGGGGGGGGGGGGGGGGGGGGGGGGGGGGGCGGGGGGGGGGGGGGGUGGGGGGGGGGGGGGGGGGGGGGGGGGGGGGGGGGUGGGGGGGGGGGGGGGGGGGGGGGGGGGGGGGGGGGGGGGGGGGGGGGGGGGGGGGGGGGGGGGGGGGGGGGGGGGGGGGGGGGGGGGGGGUGGGGGGGGGGGGGGGGGGGGGGGGGGGGGGGGGGGGGGGGGGGGGGGGGGGGGGGGGGGGGGGGGGGGGGGGGGGGGGGGGGGGGGGGGGGGGGGGGGGGGGGGGGGGGGGGGGGGGGGGGGGGGGGGGGGGGGGGGGGGGGGGGGGGGGGGGGGGGGGGGGGGGGGGGGGGGGGGGGGGGGGGGGGGGGGGGGGGGGGGGGGGGGGGGGGGGGGGGGGGGGGGGGGGGGGGGGGGGGGGGGGGGGGGGGGGGGGGGGGGGGGGGGGGGGGGGGGGGGGGGGGGGGGGGGGGGGGGGGGGGGGGGGGGGGGGGGGGGGGGGGGGGGGGGGGGGGGGGGGGGGGGGGUGGGGGGGGGGGGGGGGGGGGGGGGGGGUGGGGGGGGGGGGGGGGGGGGGGGGGGGGGGGGGGGGGGGGGGGGGGGGGGGGGGGGGGGGGGGGGGGGGGGGGGGGGGGGGGGGGGGGGGGGGGGGGGGGGGGGGGGGGGGGGGGUGGGGGGGGGGGGGGGGGGGGGGGGGGGGGGGGGGGGGGGGGGGGGGGGGGGGGGGGGGGGGGGGGGGGGGGGGGGGGGGGGGGGGGGGGGGGGGGGGGGGGGGGGGGGGGGGGGGGGGGGGGGGGGGGGGGGGGGGGGGGGGGGGGGGGGGGGGGGGGGGGGGGGGGGGGGGGGGGGGGGGGGGGGGGGGGGGGGGGGGGGGGGGGGGGGGGGGGGGGGGGGGGGGGGGGGGGGGUGGGGGGGGGGGGGGGGGGGGGGGGGGGGGGGGGGGGUGGGGGGGGGGGGGGGGGGGGGGGGGGGGGGGGGGGGGGGGGGGGGUGGGGGGGGGGGGGGGGGGGGGGGGGGGGGGGGGGGGGGGGGGGGGGGGGGGGGGGGGGGGGGGGGGGGGGGGGGGUGGGGGGGGGGGGGGGGGGGGGGGGGGGGGGGGGGGGGGGGGGGGGGGGGGGGGGGGGGGUGGGGGGGGGGGGGGGGGGGGGGGGGGGGGGGGGGGGGGGGGGGGGGGGGGGGGGGGGGGGGGGGGGGGGGGGGGGGGGGGGGGGGGGGGGGGGGGGGGGGGGGGGGGGGGGGGGGGGGGGGGGGGGGGGGGGGGGGGGGGGGGGGGGGGGGGGGGGGGGGGGGGGGGGUGGGGGGGGGGGGGGGGGGGGGGGGGGGGGGGGGGGGGGGGGGGGGGGGGGGGGGGUGGGGGGGGGGGGGGGGGGGGGGGGGGGGGGGGGGGGGGGGGGGGGGGGGGGGGGGGGGGGGGGGGGGGGGGGGGGGGGGGGGGGGGGGGGGGGGGGGGGGGGGGGGGGGGGGGGGGGGGGGGGGGGGGGGGGGCGGUGGGGGGGGGGGGGGGGGGGGGGGGGGGGGGGGGGGGGGGGGGGGGGGGGUGGGGGGGGGGGGGGGGGGGGGGGGGGGGGGGGGGGGGGUGGGGGGGGGGGUGGGGGGGGGGGGGGGGGGGGGGGGGGGGGGGGGGGGGGGGGGGGGGGGGGGGGGGGGGGGGGGGGGGGGGGGGGGGGGGGGGGUGGGGGGGGGGGGGGGGGGGGGGGGGGGGGGGGGGGGGGGGGGGGGGGGGGGGGGGGGGGGGGGGGGGGGGGGGGGGGGGGGGGGGGGGGGGGGGGGGGGGGGGGGGGGGGGGGGGGGGGGGGGGGGGGGGGGGGGGGGGGGGGGGGGGGGGGGGGGGGGGGGGGGGGGGGGGGGGGGGGGGGGGGGGGGGGGGGGGGGGGGGGGGGGGGUGGGGGGGGGGGGGGGGGGGGGGGGGGGGGGGGUGGGGGGGGGGGGGGGGGGGGGGGGGGGGGGGGGGGGGGGGGGGGGGGGGGGGGGGGGGGGGGGGGGGGGGGGGGGGGGGGGGGGGGGGUGGGGGGGGGGGGGGGGGGGGGGGUGGGGGGGGGGGGGGGGGGGGGGGGGGGGGGGGGGGGGGGGGGGGGGGGGGGUGGGGGGGGGGGGGGGGGGGGGGGGGGGGGGGGGGGGGUGGGGGGGGGGGGGGGGGGGGGGGGGGGGGGGGGGGGGGGGGGGGGGGGGGGGGGGGGGGGGGGGGGGGGGGGGGGGGGGGGGGGGGGGGGGGGGGGGGGGGGGGGGGGGGGGGGGGGGGGGGGGGGGGGGGGGGGGGGGGGGGGGGGGGGGGGUGGGGGGGGGGGGGGGGGGGGGGGGGGGGGGGGGGGGGGGGGGGGGGGGGGGGGGGGGGGGGGGGGGGGGGGGGGGGGGGGGGGGGGGGGGGGGGGGGGGGGGGGGGGGGGGGGGGGGGGGGGGGGGGGGGGGGGGGGGGGGGUGGGGGGGGGGGGGGGGGGGGGGGGGGGGGGGGGGGGGGGGGGGGUGGGGGGGGGGGGGGGGGGGGGGGGGGGGGGGGGGGGGGGGGGGGGGGGGGGGGGGGGGGGGGGGGGGGGGGGUGGGGGGGGGGGGGGGGGGGGGGGGGGGGGGGGGGGGGGGGGGGGGGGGGGGGGUGGGGGGGGGGGGGGGGGGGGGGGGGGGGGGGGGGGGGGGGGGGGGGGGGGGUGGGGGGGGGGGGGGGGGGGGGGUGGGGGGGGGGGGGGGGGGGGGGGGGGGGGGGGGGGGGGGGGGUGGGGGGGGGGGGGGGGGGGGGGGGGGGGGGGGGGGGGGGGGGGGGGGGGGGGGGGGGGGGGGGGGGGGGGGGUGGGGGGGGGGGGGGGGGGGGGGGGGGGGGGGGGGGGGGGGGGGGGGGGGGGGGGGGGGGGGGGGGGGGGGGGGGGUGGGGGGGGGGGGGGGGGGGGGGGGGGGGGGGGGGGGGGGGGGGGGGGGGGGGGGGGGGGGGGGGGGGGGUGGGGGGGGGGGGGGGGGGGGGGGGGGGGGGGGGGGGGGGGGGGGGGGGGGGGGGGGGUGGGGGGGGGGGGGGGGGGGGGGGGGGGGGGGGGGGGGGGGGGUGGGGGGGGGGGGGGGGGGGGGGGGGGGGGGGGGGGGGGGGGGGGGGGGGGGGGGGGGGUGGGGGGGGGGGGGGGGGGGGGGGGGGGGGGGGGGGGGGGGGGGGGGGGGGGGGGGGGGGGGGGGGGGGGGGGGGGGGGGGGGGGGGGGGGGGGGGGGGGGGGGGGGGGGGGGGGGGGGGGGGGGGGGGGGGGGGGGGGGGGGGGGGGGGGGGGGUGGGGGGGGGGGGGGGGGGGGGGGGGGGGGGGGGUGGGGGGGGGGGGGGGGGGGGGGGGGGGGGGGGGGGGGGGGGGGGGGGGGGGGGGGGGGGGGGGUGGGGGGGGGGGGGGGGGGGGGGGGGGGGGGGGGGGGGGGGGGGGGGGGGGGGGGGGGGGGGGGGGGGGGGGGGGGGGGGGGGGGUGGGGGGGGGGGGGGGGGGGGGGGGGGGGGGGGGGGGGGGGGGGGGGGGGGGGGGGGGGGGGGGGGGGGGGGGGGGGGGGGGGGGGGGGGGGGGGGGGGGGGGUGGGGGGGGGGGGGGGGGGGGGGGGGGGGGGGGGGGGGGGGGGGGGGGGGGGGGGGGGGGGGGGGGGGGGGGGGGGGGGGGGGGGGGGGGGGGGGGGGGGGGGGGGGGGGGGGGGGGGGGGGGGGGGGGGGGGGGGGGGGGGGGGGGGGGGGUGGGGGGGGGGGGGGGGGGGGGGGGGGGGGGGGGGGGGGGGGGGGGGGGGGGGGGGGGGGGGGGGGGGGGGGGGGGGGGGGGGGGGGGGGGGGGGGGGGGGGGGGGGGGGGGGGUGGGGGGGGGGGGGGGGGGGGGGGGGGGGGGGGGGGGGGGGGGGGGGGGGGGGGGGGGGGGGGGGGGGGGGGGGGGGGGGGGGGUGGGGGGGGGGGGGGGGGGGGGGGGGGGGGGGGGGGGGGGGGGGGGGGGGGGGGGGGGGGGGGGGGGGGGGGGGGGGGGGGGGGGGGGGGGGGGGGGGGGGUGGGGGGGGGGGGGGGGGGGGGGGGGGGGGGGGGGGGGGGGGGGGGGGGGGGGGGGGGGGGUGGGGGGGGGGGGGGGGGGGGGGGGGGGGGGGGGGGGGGGGGGGGGGGGGGGGGGGGGGGGGGGGGGGGGGGGGGGGGGGGGGGGGGGGGGGGGGGGGGGGGGGGGGGGGGGGGGGGGGGGGGGGGGGGGGGGGGGGGGGGGGGGGGGGGGGGGGGGGGGGGGGGGGGGGGGGGGGGGGGGGGGGGGGGGGGGGGGGGGGGGUGGGGGGGGGGGGGGGGGGGGGGGUGGGGGGGGGGGGGGCGGGGGGGGGCGCGGGGGGGUGGUGUGGCGGGUGGGGGGGGGCGAGUGGGGGGGGGUGGGUGGGGGGGGGCGCGAGGGGGGAGUGGCGGGGGGGGCGGGGGGGGUGGGGUGUGGGCGUGGGGGCUUGUGGUGGGGUUGUGGGCGUGUGGGGGGCUGUGGGGUGUUGGGAUGGAACGGAGGGGGGGUUGGGGGGUGGGAGAUGGGGGGGGGAGGGGUGGGGUGGGGGGCUGCCAGGGUGGGGGGAGCAACCUGGCGGUGGAGGCGGGAGGGGGGGUUGGGCGGUGGGCUCUGCUGGGGGGGGUGGGUACGCACGUCGUGUAUGGAGAGACCAGGGUCUUGGUAAGUGCUGGGGACUGGGAGCGCUGGGGGGCGGGUGAGGCCGGAUGGUUAGCCAUGAGGAUAUCGGGGCUGGGGCCGAUGGUCUUGAGUAUCAGCUCGCAGCUUGAUGGGCGGGUGGUGUGUGGUUGGAGGGAGGGUGGGGGGCUACAGGGGUGA